AUGACAGAAAAAGCAAGUGCAGAUGAUUUUCAAGUUCAGGAUUUUCUGAAGAAGAAGAAGAAGAAAAAGAGAAAACACAAAGAAUAUGAUAAGGAACAUGAAAAUGAUGAAAGAGAAAGCAUACAGAAUGCAGAGCUUAGCUCUGCUUCUCUACCUCUGCUUGAAGAUCAAGCAGCACAGAGUGGUGAAGGCUGUAAAAAGAAGGAAAGAAAAAAGAAGCAGGAGGAACAACAGUCUUUGUUAGAUAAUUCUUGUGUAGAACUGGAGCAGGACAUUAGUAAUGAAACUGGAGUGGAUGCUUCCCAAAAGAAAAAGAAGAAAAAGAAGCGGAAGCAUAAUGAUAAUAUGGAUGAGGAAAGUAAUGCUGUAACUUGUAUUGCAGUAAAUCAGGGUAGCUGUGAUAUUUGUCAUGGGAGUGAUGCUGAUUACAUUUAUUUAAAACCUUCUGUGAAGAAAAACAGAAAGGAAAAAUUACCCGAAGAGGGUGAGGUACAUGAGCUGCCUGAAUCUGUUUAUUCAGAACCAUCUGUAAAGAAGAAGAAGAAAAACAGAAAGGAAAAAUUACCUGAAGAGGAUGAGGUACAUGAGCUGCCUGAAGAAACGGAUGGUGUAGCGUCGCCCGGGCAAUGGCAUGAGAAUGGUGAAUGCGAUGCUUCUGCUGCCAGGAGUGAAGAUUCUAUGGAUGUACCUGCUAAUUUUUCUAAGAUGACUAAAGCAGCUAAUCAGCCUCCUAAAACCCCUCCAGUGCGCUCUAAGAAAAUCAAAAGCAAAGCCUUUAUCACAGACGAAAGCUCUUCAGAUUCUGAUGUAAAGACACCAGAACCCUCAGCAUCAGAUAGAAUGAAGAACCAGAAUAGUACCUUUACUGAAACAGUAACCACAGAUAAGGGUGUGGAUGAUGAAGUGGAUGAUGAAGACGACUACCUGAGCUCUACCAUGUCUUCAUUCAUGGAUUUGGAUACUGCAAAACGGGAACUGGAAGAGUUUAUUCCUCAUGUGAGGACUAUAUCGGAUAGUUCAGUCAUGAAGAUGGCUGGAAGAGACCUAGUAAGGUUUAAACAGUUUAAAAAACAAGGUAUGGCUGUCAAGUUUGGCAGAUUUUCCCAGAAGGAGAAUGAUCAAAUCCGGAAAAAUAUUGAAGAGUUCUUAAAGAUUACUGGAAUAGACAGUGCUGAGAAACUCCUGUUUACCUCGAGGUAUCCAGAAGAGAAAAAAACUAUCAGUCGCUUAAAAGUAGAAUAUCUUUUUUGUGAAAAACUUUCUGAGGGCAUACCACGACCCUGGAGGCUGAUAUAUUAUCGAGCAAGGAAGAUCUUUGACCCAAAUAAUUAUAAAGGGAGGUACACUAAGGAAGAAACAGAAAAUUUGAAGAAGUAUUAUGCUCUAUAUGGCAAUGAUUGGAAGAAGAUUUCUGAGAUGAUGUCCCGUUCUAACCUCUCAGUUGCUAUGAAAUACUCUGAAAUCAAGUCAGCUGUUAAUUAUGGCCCUUGGUCAGAGGAAGAGAUCCAGAAGUUAAUGCGUGCAGUGGAGGAGGUGAUUAGGAAAAGAAUAGAAGUGGAAGAUGGAAAUUCUCUUUCCAUAUCGGAAAAGUCAAAUAGAGAUAUCUUAGUUGACCGUGAGAAACUGUGCAAGAAAUUACCAUGGAGUCAGAUUGAAACUAAAGUGGGAACUCGAUAUUGGAGACAAUGUAAACAGAAAUGGACUACAAUUUUAAUAAACAAGAUGAGCAAAGGGCAGCAGUUAUGUAGGGGGACCAAAGGACUACAAGCCAAGAUCAAUCUCAUUAAAAGGUUGUAUGAAAUGAAUGUGGAGGAUCCUAAUGAUGUAAACUGGGAAGAACUCAGUGAUGCUAUUGGAGAUGUCCAUAGAGCCUAUGUUCGAUCAAAAUUUCGUAAGCUAAAAGUCAGCUGUGUCCCUUUAUGGCAAAAAAAGACUUUUCCUGAAAUCGUUGAUUAUCUUUAUAAAAACAAACUUCCGGAACUUGAAGAAAAGCUUGAAAAAGAGAAAGGGAAAAACCUUAGUCCUGACAACUCAAACUCAGCACCUGAGCAACAGAAGAAGGUUUUCCGACUCAGUGACAUUUUUGACUCUGAUGAAGAGAGUGAUUAA
This is a messenger RNA of Nestor notabilis (Kea), 2109 nucleotides long. It is a transcript of the gene TTF1, whose product is annotated as transcription termination factor, RNA polymerase I. The transcript has 11 exons. The record is from RefSeq and is a predicted model, not a curated record. The coding region runs from base 1 to 2109 and encodes 702 amino acids. Lineage: Eukaryota; Metazoa; Chordata; Aves; Psittaciformes; Psittacidae.